Messenger RNA from Closterium sp. Naga37s-1, 351 nucleotides. The record is from the annotation of a GenBank genome assembly. Lineage: Eukaryota; Viridiplantae; Streptophyta; Zygnematophyceae; Desmidiales; Closteriaceae.
AUGGAGGGUGCGGUUGAAAAGCUGGGUUCUUGCCAAGGGGGCGGGUUUGUGUGUGAGAGUGGGGUGAAGGGGGGUGAAGGUGGGGUGAAGGCGGGUGAAGGUGGGGAGGAGGGGAGGGAAGGUGGGUUGAAGGGGGGUGAAGGGGGAGUGGAGGGGAGUGAAGCGGGGGAGGAGGGGAGUGCUGCUGGGGCGGGCGGAGGCCAGAAGGGAUGCCCUCCAUUCAAUUUCCUUUCAAACGCCCAUUACUCUCUUCCCUCCCCCCUCCACCCCUCCUUCCACCAGCUCCUGCUACUCCCACACCAACUUCUGCUCCACAGACUCCGUGCACCGUCUCCCUCAUCCCUCUCAUAA